Messenger RNA from Colletotrichum truncatum, 2148 nucleotides. RefSeq names its product upf0171 domain protein. Gene Ontology annotation, biological process: positive regulation of autophagy; TORC1 signaling; cellular response to amino acid starvation. NCBI's taxonomy places the organism in Eukaryota, Fungi, Ascomycota, Sordariomycetes, Glomerellales, Glomerellaceae. The record is from RefSeq and is a predicted model, not a curated record. Gene Ontology annotation, cellular component: GATOR1 complex.
AUGGCGCAGCCUGUGCUCCCGAGUCCGUCCAACUUUCUGGCCGUAGCGCUGGUCAUUAACAGAUCCCGUGAUGGUCCCAACUUCGUCUUUCACUACCCGCCACAUGUCUUGCCUCCCAACGCCCCGUCGUCGAAUCAUGAGUCUUCCGAUGGCUCUCCCGACAAUGAUGACAUCCUUCUUGAGCGUCUAAACCAACCCGCAUCGCUCGAUGCCGAUGCCAACUCAGACGAUCUUCAGCAAUGGACUGCAGGCGACGACCACCUUGUCACUGAUGAGGGCACUCAGAUUGUGCCAUGGGAACACGUGGCCGGCUUCCCUACGAAAGAUCUCGCUAGUGUUUUGACACCAGGCAGAGCCUAUCACAAGAAACUUUUCCAACUUUCUCUAGACCCUCUGUAUUGUGUCUCCUAUCCUAUCCAUGUCCCCGAAAGCGGGAGCUGGAAAAAGAAGAAAAAGAAAAAGGGGAAGCCAGAAAGAGCCAAGUCUGUGCGGACUGAAGAGUCGGCUGUGUUGGUUGACCUUGACCCAAAUGAAAACACUGACGAAGCGCCCAACGGCGCUGAAGCGUCGCAUACAGAGUCUAAAGAGGAAGACAAGUCUCAUCAGGAGGAGGCGGACGAUAAGCGUGCCUCCAUGACUAUGUUUAACUUGGUUUUCUUCCUCAAUCCGAGGAAGCAUGAAGCCAAAGAGCUGAUUGCUACUUUGUACCUGAACAUCAUAAAGAAGGUGAACAAGGCCUACAAGUAUUGUCAGCAGCACAGUGAGUUUGUAUGGAAAGAAACAAAGCGCAUUUCCGCUCUCAAGGAUAAAGGCCGUGAAGAGAAGCGCAAGAUGAGCUCCUUGUGGAGCGAGAUAUUGGCGACAUCAUCACUAGCGGCGUCCGUUCAAGACAUUUACGAGGCUGUAUCACAGAAUAAGAUUGCAGCUCUACAGCUGGACACCGCAGCCGGGCCCAUUACUCCAUCGGUGCAGAUACCUGUACCGUUCUACGUCACAGACCUGCCACAAAUUGGGGAAAAGGAGCAAAGAGGCCUUUGGUUGACGACAGCUAAUUCCUAUAUUGGCGAAGAUACCAUUGAUGAGCCAGGGUUUUUGGACCGUAAUUUUGCUCUACUCCUCAUGGGCGACGAGAAAAAGAUCAUUGCCGAGCUCCAAGCAGACCCCGACCCGAGUACGGUUGCCAUGGUUGAAUUCGCUCGCUUGUCAAAGCCGACGCAAUCUUUUUAUCAAGUUGGGCAGAGCAACGUCCUGACGUUGAGUCAAGUGCGUAAAUACGCGCAGCACUUCAUUUUCUGGCGUCGCGCCAUCGCCAUACCACCCUUACACGCGCGUGACAUCUACAUCAUGUCCCCAAACUGUGACACUCGAAAUCUUUCCAGGGCAAGCCUCGAGUGGCAGAAGACAUUUCCACUAGCACCGCCAUUAACUAACUUCCUCGCCGAGCUGUCUUACGCCCCGCGGCCGUACAAGCACUUUUGCCCUAGCAAGGCACACCGCCCAACAUACCUUGCAAUGCUGGCCUGGCUGAUGCGUGGAGGCUGGGUGACCCAGCUUUGCUCCUUUGCUUACAUAGUUGUCUGGCCAGAGAUUAUCUACGAGGUUGAACACAAGCUUGAAAGCGAUGAGCUGCGCAAAUCUGAUGACGCUCAUUCCCUCAGUACCAGCAGCGGCGCGCGCAGUAGCUCAGGUCUCCUCGAUUCCGUCGAUGAACAGUCGGAGACUGACGGGCUAGAAGCGGCGCAUGUGCCGACUAUGAGCGAGCAGGUUGCGGAGAAGGCUCGUCUCGAGCGCAUCGCUGAAAAGACGCAGCGCGAAGCAGCGGAGAAGGCCACGGCGCACGCGCGAAAGGUCCUCCCUACGGCAACGGACCACCCGUCAACCAACGACGCGCCCCAUCUGGCCCGUAUGUCACCUCACAUCAUCUUGGAUGCGAAGAAGGCCACGGGCAAGGAUUCGCUCUACCUGUCGGCCAUUGGCAAGCGUUUCGAGGACCCCAAGGUGGCCAAGGCAUGGCAGGUCUUUGGAAAGUAUUUUGACGGGCAAACGGCGCUCGAAAGGAUCGCGUUGCAGGAGGAUAUGAAGCGUAAGGAGGCGUGGAAUCUACUGAUGGCGAUGAGCGAGCAUCUCAUCUGCGUGCGACACUGGUAG